Messenger RNA from Bubalus bubalis (water buffalo), 1891 nucleotides. Its product is annotated as translation initiation factor IF-2. The record is from RefSeq and is a predicted model, not a curated record. The transcript has 2 exons. Lineage: Eukaryota; Metazoa; Chordata; Mammalia; Artiodactyla; Bovidae. The coding region runs from base 1 to 978 and encodes 325 amino acids.
AUGAAGGGGGCAGGCCAGGGGACGGGGGCGGGGCCCCCGCCAGCCCCGACCCCGAUCCCAGCCCCGUCCCCCGGCUGGAAAAGGGAUGAGUCGUUCCCACGGCCGCCUCUGCUCGAGGCCCGUUGGCCCCGAAGGGCGUCGCCUCCCCACGGAGCCAGCACUCGCCUUCCACUGACAGCCCCAGACUGGUGGCAGCGCAUGCGCGGCCCCGGGGCCAGCGCCCCCUCCCCAGCCGCCGGCGCCCAGGCCGAGCGGGUCCGCGCCCGUCCGGGGACGACAGGGUGGCGCGCGCCAGGGCGGCAGCCGAGCGAGGGGCCGUGCCAGGAGCCGCAAGGGCCGCGCGGGGGGCGGCCCGGCCAGAGAGGACGACGAAAAUCGGUGGGAGAGGAGCUCCAAGAGGAGAUUCUACACGCGCCGGGCUCCAGGGCCCUGGGAAUCAUCAGCCGAGCAGUGCCCGGAGAUGUUCGAGGCUCUCCUCACGUCAUCUUCCGCUCAGCGCUAGCUACGACGACGGAGUGGGCUCGGCGGUGGGUGGGGCCUGCGACGGAGGCGGGGUCUGCGAACACCCCGCCCUCUACCCCUUGCGCUGCCUCCAGGAAGGCAUCCUUGCAGCCUAGGAAAAGGAGAACGGUGGGGUGCACCCUUCUCGACAUCCGGGUUGCAAGUUUGAGGGACCAUACCCCAAGAUCACGUGCGAUAUAUCCCAGGGAUGCAAGGAUUCUCAGUAUAUGCAAAUCAAUCAAUGUGAUGCACCGUAUCAACAAACUGAAAGAUAAAAACCACAUGAUCAUCUCAGUAGGUGCAGAAAAAGCUUUUGGCAAAAUGCAACAUCCAUUUAUGACAAAGUCUUUUCUGGAAAAUGAGUCUGUGAGAUUAAUUUUCAAAGUUAUGUAUUUUUCUUUAAAUGAAAUAAAUACUGACACAUUUGUACAUACACAGAACUUUAUUAAAUUUUUUGUGAGAAAAAGAACACUCUAAAGUGCCAAAUUUCAUGUAAGUUAGAGAACUUAGCGAAUACGGUGAAAAAAAAAUCAAAAGGGGAAACAUAAUUUAAAUAAUCUCACAAAAGAGCAAGAACACAUCUUCAUAUAAGAUAAUCACCAUCAAACUAUAAACUUAAGAAAGGAAAUCUUUUUUAUUUCUUUUAUAGAAGAAUAUAUUUCAAAGUCUCACCUGUUGAUGAUUUCAUUCAAAAAAAUUUCUAUUCUAAACAUAUGAGUAGUCUCACUCUUACCGACGUCUUACCAACAUGAAUGUUUUAAUCCAUGGUAGAUGGGGGAUUUAGAUUACUCAUUCACAGUGAGAUAGAAUGACAGCAUUUUUUUGUAGUACAGCAAUACUGCUCACUGGCACAAACAGUGGAAGAUGAAGGAACUAGACUUCUGGAUUCACCCGUUAGGAGCAGAAUCACUCUAUUGCCAAAAAUUCAGACAAAAAUACAUCUGAAGCAUCGCUACUCCCAAGUGACAUAAAUAUUAAUCAAACGUUGCCAAUUUGAAGGAAACUGGGAAAAUGUGAAAAUAUGCUGAAUAUUAGCUUUGUGUUACUUUCUUCUAAAGAUAUUUAAUGGGCAUAUUCUAAAUUAUUUAGGGCUAGAGUAUCAAAAAUUAGCAUGUGUAACAUGAAUCUAACAACACAGCAUCAACAUGUCUUGAGAGCUGUAGCCACAGUGGCUAUAAACAUUUGAAAGAAGUCAGUUGAAAAGUAACUAUAUGCAUACCCAAAAUGAAUAUUUCUAAAAGAAAUCUUCAUGUACCAGACAGCUACAAACUGAAAAGCGUUACACAGCUAGUGGGGGCACAAUAAUUAUUUCAUGGUUGGCUAACUGACCAAUACAGUCUUCCUUCAGUAUCCAGAGGAUUGGUUCCAGGAACCAACCCCCCCACCCACC